AUGAAGUGGCGUGCGACUCCCAGCGCCGUGCUUCUGCAUGCUGCUCUCAUACUACUGUUGCCAUGGUACUGCCUGGCACACCUCGCACAGCCUCUUCACUUCCCGACAUCUUUUGGACAGCCUCUUCAAUGCCUUGCUAAACAAGACCAUCUUCAAUCUGUUGCUGGAUCGUUAAUCUCAAGCCCUUUUGACAUACCCGCCUAUCAGAGAAUACGGAUCGCAACGGGGGCAGACGUUGAUGGCCUCAUGCCACUUCUACGGGCCUAUAUCCAGGAGCCCUCUCUUGCAGCGACGGUCACUGAGAUAAUUCUUGAUAUUGAUCGUUGGGAUGCGAAGACUUAUACUCCUUCGACGCCCGACCAGCUCACUAAGCAAGGGGUAGAAUUGUUCUCUCCAAUAUUCGACCGUGGUUACAGUGCCAUUGAGGACCAUAUACACAACUUGGAACUUGGCGAUGAACUUACUAGGGAUACGCUGUAUUGGAUUAGAUGGAAGAUAUACGAGCGAACGGGCGCCUGGAAAGGGCCAAUCCAUCUCCGCGACGAGUACAACUCCCGCUUUGCUGAAUCCGCCGCAGUUGUACUAUUUUCCAUCUGCCAUAACAUUUCCACACUAUACAUCGGAUACGUGGGCCCUCAUGAACGCCCAGUGCGUGAAUACCUCAUGAAAUCCAACUAUGGCCUGCUCCCCAAGCCUGGGCUGCAGAAGUUGAGGAAUGUUAUCGUGAUUUCUGGCACCGUGUGCGGUGACAUGGAUAACACCUAUGUAACUAUCGAUGUGCUGGAAUACAUCCAGUACUUUCAUCGGCUUCCUGCGAUUGAGUCCUUCACCAUAGAUGGCGUGCAGGAAUGGGAGCCCGAAAGGACCAUCUUCGUGCCUUGGACGAGCAACAUGAAGAAAAUCCACAUUGGACAUUCGGCCUUUUUGGCCCAAAUGUUUGACACGAUACUCUCUAUACCCAAGGCACUUGAGGAGCUGGAGAUAUCCGUGGGCGGGCUUUUCCUCUACCACGGCGACGAUGUCUUCUUCCACCCAUCGAGAAUGGGCAAAGCCCUCGAAGCGCACAAGAAGACGCUUCGGGUGCUGGACUUGGACAUUGACUGCGGCUUCCAAUUCGUUAACCCUGAACACUGGGAGCGUGAUGGCCUGAUUGAUUACUGGGGAUAUGACUGGGAGUGGUUCAAUUUCCACAAAAGCGUAUACGGGGAUGAGUAUUUCCAAAUGGAUGCCGACAUAUCGUCUGGGCCGGUGCAGGUGCUGAAGCCUAAGAGCGACAGGCCCGGUACGACGAUAGGGUCUUUCCACGCCUUUUAUGCCCUCACGCAUCUGAGUAUCAGCAUUAAAGCAAUCCUAGGCUACACGGAUCCAUGGGAGCCUCCUUACGAGCUCUACCGACUGCCUCCAUCUCAUCUCAUCGAUAUCCUUCCCCCAAGCCUUGAGUAUCUGUGCAUCUAUGGGUAUAUUCUGGGGGCGAAUCCAUAUUUUGACUACCAGAUCGAUGAGUUCAUGAAACACAGGGCGAAGCGGCUGCCCAAUCUGAAGGAAGUCUGGGGAGUGGAUGUGACGGUGCUUGGGGCGAGCGGGACAUACUCGGACUGGCCGGAUGACGUGUUUUGGGUGAGACCUGUGAAUAGACUGGACUGGAGGGAAGUCAGUCUUGGCUAG
Messenger RNA from Clonostachys byssicola, 1665 nucleotides. The record is from the annotation of a GenBank genome assembly. Lineage: Eukaryota; Fungi; Ascomycota; Sordariomycetes; Hypocreales; Bionectriaceae.